Molecule: messenger RNA, 740 nt
Organism: Centropristis striata (black sea bass)
Lineage: Eukaryota; Metazoa; Chordata; Actinopteri; Perciformes; Serranidae
Gene: cst3
Product: cystatin C (amyloid angiopathy and cerebral hemorrhage)
Exons: 3
Coding region: 38-424 (128 amino acids)
Molecular function (GO): cysteine-type endopeptidase inhibitor activity
Source: RefSeq, a predicted model, not a curated record
UGUUGUUUUGUUGUAUUGAGUCCGGAGAUACAGAAACAUGAUGUGGAAGAUUAUGUUGCCGGUUAUUGCGGCGGUUUUGUCCGUCGGGUCAGCAGCUUUGGUAGGGGGAUGGAGAGACAUCAGUAACGAUGACGAAGGGAUGCGAUCCGCUCUCAACUCCGCCGUCGUCGAACACAACAGGCGCUCCAACGACAUGUACCUCAGCCAAGUGUCUGAAGUGGUCAAGGCUCAGAGCCAGGUGGUUUCUGGCAUCAGGUACCGCAUCACUGUGAGAAUGGGAAAGACCCCUUGCAGAAAGGGGAGCGUAAGUGAAGUGUGCGCUGUCCACCAAGACCCAGAACAGGCUCAGGUUCACUUGUGCACAUUUACCAUGUGGAGCCAACCAUGGCUGAGUAGGAUGGAGCUGGUGAAGCAGGAGUGCUAGAAAGAUAACUACGCAGGAAAUCUUCAGUGUUGGCACUGUUUGCAGAAUAACCUUCAUACAGAGCAAUAUGUAUUUUCCCUCUGGAAGAGUAUUCCCAUUUAUAUUUGCUGCCCAUGCAACUUCAUUGUAUUCUACUAGACUGUAUACCUUAUGAAACUCGCAAUGUUUCACAGUAACCAAUAGGGUAUAGCAAUGUAAAGGUUCAUUAACUUUUAGAGGAGCAACUUUAUAAUGCAUUAUUGCUAAACCAAGCAAAGUAUUACAAGCCACAUGCUGUUUUAAAAUGAAAUUAAAGUACAAAAUGAGCUUAAUUAAA